Messenger RNA from Ananas comosus (pineapple), 2998 nucleotides. RefSeq names its product endoplasmic reticulum metallopeptidase 1. The coding region runs from base 117 to 2843 and encodes 908 amino acids. Gene Ontology annotation, biological process: proteolysis. Gene Ontology annotation, molecular function: metalloexopeptidase activity. The transcript has 14 exons. NCBI's taxonomy places the organism in Eukaryota, Viridiplantae, Streptophyta, Magnoliopsida, Poales, Bromeliaceae. The record is from RefSeq and is a predicted model, not a curated record.
GGACCGGUUUCCUCCUCCGUUCCGGUUCGGCCCACUCGAAACUGCUGACUUUUGACCAUCCCCGCACAGAUUCGAACUAAGAAUUAGGGCAUUCAACAACACCCCACUUCAUCAGGAUGUCUAAGAAACCUGAGGCUUUGACCUCGGAGUCAUCUGCAGCGCAUGAUGGAAAGUUUAAUUCUAAUGAACAUGAUAAGCAACCUAGAAGGUCGGCCUUCCUGUGGCUGACACUCUUUGUUAUCCUCCUUAACGGCUUUUGGGCGGUUCAUCAUAUUCAGUUCGAGAGUCUCCCGAUCCCUCUCAAUGCCGAGCAGAGUGGUAAACGCGGUUUCUCAGAAGUUUCGGCAGUAAAGCAUGUCAAGUAUUUGACAAGCUUGGGCCCUCAUCCAGUCGGUUCGGAUGCUCUAGAUAUUGCAAUACAGUAUGUGUUUGCAGCAUCAGAAAAGAUCAAGAAGACAGCUCACUGGGAGGUUGAUGUUCAAGUGGAGCUCUUCCAUGCAACUACUGGUGCAAAUCGUCUUGUCAGUGGGCUUUUCAAGGGGAAAACACUAGUGUACUCUGAUCUGAAGCAUGUAGUCCUGAGAAUUGUCCCCAAGUAUCUUCCACAAGCCGAGGAAAAUGUGAUUCUGGUCUCUUCUCAUAUUGACACAGUUUUCUCUACCGAAGGUGCUGGAGACUGUAGUUCAUGUGUGGCUGUGAUGUUGGAGCUUGCCCGUGGAGUGUCUCAGUGGGCUCAUGGAUUCAAGAGUGGUGUAAUUUUUCUCUUUAACACUGGAGAGGAAGAGGGUCUUAAUGGUGCCCACAGCUUCAUAACACAGCAUCCGUGGAGAGAUACAAUUCGUUUUGCAAUCGAUUUGGAGGCUAUGGGAAUUGGAGGGAAGUCCAGCAUAUUUCAGGGUGGUUCUGCCCCAUGGGCCCUUGAGAAUUUUGCUGCAGUAUCAAAGUAUCCUUCUGCCCAGAUCUUUGCACAGGAUCUAUUUGUUUCUGGAGCAAUAAAAUCUGCCACAGAUUUCCAAAUAUAUCAAGAAGUUGCUGGCCUCCCUGGGCUUGAUUUUGCUUAUAUAGAUGCUACUGCUGUUUACCAUACAAAGAAUGACAAGUUAAAGUUUUUGAAACCUGGAUCGCUUCAACAUCUUGGGGAAAAUAUGCUUGCUUUUCUGCUUCAUACUGCUAUGUCUUCAAAGCUUCAAAAGGAUAUGGAACUGGAGAAAGGAGGAACUGAUCACAAUCAGGCUAUCUAUUUUGAUGUUCUGGGCAUGUACAUGGUUGUAUAUUCUCAACGGCUUGCAACCAUGCUUCACAACUCUGUGAUAUUUCAGGGAUUACUAUUAUGGACUACAUCACUGCUAAUGGGUGGUUAUCCUGGUGCCGUAUCUUUUGGGUUAUCAUGUUUGAGCAUUAUGCUGAUGUGGAUAUCUUCCAUGAGCCUAUCUGCUCUAGUAGCCUUUGUGUUACCCCUUAUAUGUUCCUUCCCUACUCCAUAUAUUGGAAAUCCAUUACUAGUUGUUGGAUUAUUUGGCGCACCGGCUUUACUUGGGGCAUUAGUGGGUCAACAUAUUGGUUUUUGUCUUCUAAAGAAAUACCUUCGACAGAUAUUCUCCAAAAGGACGCCUAGGCUAUCUUCCGAAACUGAGGAAAAUCUCAUUGAGUUAGAAGCUGAAAGGUGGCUUUUUAAAGCUGGUUUUGUUCAAUGGCUGGUCCUCCUAGCUAUUGGCAACUUCUUUAAGAUUGGAUCUACCUAUAUAGCCCUCAUUUGGCUAGUUUCGCCUGCUUUUGCUUAUGGUCUGAUGGAAGCAACACUAUCGCCGGCACGGUCACCUAAGAAGCUUAAAGUUGCUACAGUGAUUCUGGGUAUGGCUGUUCCUGUAAUGUCCUCUGCUGGCGUUGUUGUACGCUUGGUAGGAAUAAUAGUUGGGAGUAUUGUUCGUCUAGAUAGGAAUCCUGGUAACGUACCUGAUUGGUUCGGGAAUGUGGGACUUGGUGUGUUCAUAGCUUUGGUUGUUUGUCUUAUGUUUGUUUAUAUUCUAUCCUAUAUCCAUCUUUCAGGCGCAAAGGGACCACUUGUUAUUUUAACAUGUGCGUUGCUUGCACUGUCAUUAGCAGCCGUAUCAACCGGCAUCGUCCCAGCAUUUACGGAGGACAUUGCUCGAGCUGUAAAUGUUGUGCAUGUUGUCGAUACAACGGGAAAAUACAAUGAGAAUCAAGAGCCGUCUUCUUACAUUUCUUUAUUUUCCAAUACUCCUGGUAAGCUGACGACAGAACUGGAGAAUCUCAAAGAUGAGGAAUUUUCUUGUGGGCGGAACAACACUCUGGAUUUCGUCACUUUUACUGUCAAAUAUGGCUGUUGGAGUUCCAAAGAUAGCAAAGUUGGAUGGAGCAAAUCAGAAGUUCCAGUUCUCCAAGUUGAAAGAGAUUCAAUUACAGAUGUUAGAGAAACAAGAGUUUUGAUCGAUACAAAAUCGUCCACACGAUGGGCUCUUGCUAUCAAUAAAGAAGAAAUUCGUGACUUUUCAAUUCAAGUCGACUCGAAGGAGUUGAUUCCAGUAGGCGAAAAGAGCAUGGUCGACGGAUGGCACAUCAUCCAGUUUUCAGGCGGCAAGGACUCGCCGACAAAGUUUCAGCUAAACCUUUUCUGGUUCGGUGACGCCACACAUCGAUCGCAAGAGACAUAUGAAGAAGGAGAAGACCCUCCUCUCUUACUAAAGCUAAGAACCGAUGUGAACAGAGUAACGCCGAUAACUGCGAGGGUUCUCGAGAAGCUCCCGCCGUGGUGUUCCCCCUUUGGUAAAUCCACUUCUCCGCACACGUUAGCGUUCUUGGCCGCUCUCCCCGUCCAUUUUUAGGCUUCUUGUUAGUUUUUACUUGUUUGUAAGCUGUAAUGAGCCUUGUACAAUCAAUUAAUAUAUUUUUCUAUUUAAUGUUCCAAGAGCUUCAUCAGUUAACUCACUGCGAAUAACACUUGUGGAUGCAGCUUCUUCAGUACUUUGGUUUUGUUGAA